AUGACUAGGGUACUGAGGAUACGGAACGGCCAGGCGCUGGGGAGCUUCAGGAAGAGGCCGGAUGGCACGGACGACAUCAGCCACUGGGAGCUUCCCGCGGCGGCGGGGCCGGCGGAUAGCGCCGACGUCGCCAACCUCGAGGAGGCGGCCAGGCACCUGCGGCAGACGGACGUCCCCGUGGGCUUCCCUACGGAGACGGUGUACGGCCUCGGCGCGGACGCCACGAGGAGCGCGGCCGUCAAGGGCAUCUACGCGGCCAAGGGCCGGCCGUCGGACAACCCCCUCAUCGUCCACGUCUGCGACCUCGAGAUGCUCGCAGAUGUAAUGCGCGGGUUCCGCCGCGCUGGCGAUGAUGAUGGCGAUGCUGUUACUGCUGUCGGCGCAAACGGCGCAUCCUCUGGCCUUACUCAAAGGGCGCCCAUCGACCUACUGCCCGCCAUCUACAGACCCCUCGUCGAGCGCUUCUGGCCGGGCCCGCUCACGCUGAUCCUGCCGAACCCGCGGCCGUCGAGGCUGGCGCCCGAGGUCACGGCCGGCCUCGCGACGUUCGGCGCGCGCAUGCCGGCCUCGCCGCUGGCGCGGUCCCUCAUCAAGCUCGCCGGGGCACCCCUGGCCGCGCCCUCGGCCAACGCCUCGACCAAGCCCUCGCCCACCGCGGCGCAGCACGUCCUCGAUGACCUGGACGGGCGCAUCGGCGUCGUGCUCGACGGCGGUCCGUGCAGCGUCGGCGUCGAGAGCACCGUCGUCGACGGCCUGUGCGACCCGCCCGUCGUGCUGCGCCCGGGCGGCGUGAGCCUCGAGGAGCUGCGGGCGUGCCCCGGGUGGGAGGGCGUGGAGAAGGCGUACAGAGACAGGGCCGAGGACGGCAACGCAGGAAGUAGUGCGCCCAGGGCGCCCGGCAUGAAGUACAAGCACUACAGCCCCAAGGCGCGGGUCGUGCUCUACGAGGCCUCCGUCCGGCCGCGCCUGGUGGCGGGCGACGUGCGCGAGGCGGCGGAGAAGGGCGCGGACGACGACGGCGACAGGCUGGCCGUGAGCCCGAGGAUCGGCAUCGUCCGGACGGGCAGGUGGCCCGAGGCGGCGGGCGCGAGCGGCGUGCAGCUCGAGGCCAAGCAGCGGAUCAGCGAGGACGUGGCUGCCGAGGUGGCCACGGGUACGAGCGAGGAGACGCCGGCUCUGAGCUACGUCAUCCGGGAGGGCGCGCUGAGCGACGCCAAGGGCCGGCAGGUGGCCGAGGUGCUCGACGUGGACCUCGGGAGCGACACGCGCGGCAUCGCGCAUGGCUUGUUCUCGGUCCUGCGCGAGCUGGACAGGCGGGAGGUGGACGUCAUCUUCGUCGAGGGCAUCCGGGACAGGGACGACAUCGCCGCGGCGGUCAUGAACAGGCUCCGCAAGGCGGCGUCUCAGAUCAUCAGAUAG
Molecule: messenger RNA, 1419 nt
Organism: Thyridium curvatum
Lineage: Eukaryota; Fungi; Ascomycota; Sordariomycetes; Thyridiales; Thyridiaceae
Exons: 1
Coding region: 1-1419 (472 amino acids)
Biological process (GO): regulation of translational fidelity
Cellular component (GO): cytoplasm
Molecular function (GO): double-stranded RNA binding; nucleotidyltransferase activity; tRNA binding
Source: RefSeq, a predicted model, not a curated record